AUGUCCGACUCGACGCUUUAUCUCUACACCUCCUUAACGGCGGGGUCAUCUCAUAUUGUCACUGCGACCGCCCGAAUCGAGACCAUCCUGAAGGCGAACAAGCUUCCCUUCCGUGCCAUUGAUGUCGCUACUGAUGAUGCUGCCCGCAAACUCUGGGGCCGCCGCUCCAAAGGCAAGAAGUUGCCUGGCCUUGUGAAGUACGGCAACAUUGUUGGGGACUUGGAAGAAAUUGAAGAAUGGAAUGAGUUUGGUGAGCUUCGCAUGGUCGUGAAUAAUGUCCCCGACCUGGACGGCAUGCCAGCCACCAGCAACCCUAUCGCGACUCCUGAACCCCCAGCCGUCUCGACCCCAAAAGAGCCCGAGCCCGGCACACCGAAGCCCUCCACGAUCAAAAUCCAGAGCCCGCCUCCGACAAAGGCCGAACCCGAAGAGAAGAAGGACGAGAAGGCGGUGCUCGCUUUGCGUCAGGCUAGCACGGAGGCCGCCUCGAAGGCUAAGGACAAGGCCGAUGAUAAGCAAGAGGGCAAAACCGAGCCCAAGGGAGAGAGUCCUCCUUCUACCGUCUCCCAACCGCGACGAUCGGUCGCCCCCGAGCUACCAGACACCGCACCCGAUUCUCCGAAGGCCUUAAAGCGCCCGCCCCUUGUACCCGAAGUUGCAGCAGUGUCGACUGCGAACUUCCGCGCCGACAACGCAGAGGCGUUCGGGCUGGUCGAGCACCACCGAGGAUCCAUUGUCUCGGCGACUGACCCGGAAACCCAGGAAAAGGUUCACGAGAUUCGAGAAUCCAUCUCAUCUGAGAAGCCCGGUGGCGCUUUAGAUGCGUUGCGCCAGGAGGCUAAGGAAAGGCCGCAAGGUGACUCGAUUGACUCGAUUGUGGAGGCCCCUGAGUUGACUGUGGAGGAUCCCUUGGUGAGUGUUGAGGACCCCUUCGCGACCAAGGAAGAGGCACCGGAUGCUGCACCGGGGAGCCCAAAGGAGACAGGCAAAGACUCGGAGGCGACCGAAGCUGCGCGAUCGGGGAAGGAUUCGGGGAAGGAUUAA
Penicillium chermesinum is the source of this 1044-nucleotide messenger RNA. RefSeq lists its product as uncharacterized. The record is from RefSeq and is a predicted model, not a curated record. Gene Ontology annotation, cellular component: cytoplasm. The coding region runs from base 1 to 1044 and encodes 347 amino acids. The transcript has 2 exons. Lineage: Eukaryota; Fungi; Ascomycota; Eurotiomycetes; Eurotiales; Aspergillaceae.